Molecule: messenger RNA, 3558 nt
Organism: Ahaetulla prasina
Lineage: Eukaryota; Metazoa; Chordata; Lepidosauria; Squamata; Colubridae
Gene: TBCK
Product: TBC1 domain containing kinase
Exons: 26
Coding region: 94-2775 (893 amino acids)
Biological process (GO): protein phosphorylation
Molecular function (GO): ATP binding; protein kinase activity
Source: RefSeq, a predicted model, not a curated record
GGACGAGCCUUAUUUUGAGGGCGGAGUCUGAAGAGGAAGGAUCAGCUGGAGCAAUAAAGAAGGUUCGGGGCACACACGUUCUAGACUUCUGACAUGUUUUCCUUAAAGGAUUCAGAAUUAGGAGCUUCCACCUUUUUUGCUUCAUCUCUUCCAAAUGAUGUUUGUGGGAGCAAUGGUCUACCUUUGACUCCAAAUUCCAUAAAGAUCCUAGGCCGCUUUCAGAUUCUUAAGACACUUACACAUCCCCGGCUUUGCCAGUACGUGGAUAUUUCUCGUGGAAAACAUGAGAGGCUGGUGGUGGUUGCUGAACAUUGCAGAAACAGCCUGGAAGAUUUGUUUCGAGACAAGAAACCAGUGAGUGCUUUCAAAACAUUAUGCAUCGCCUUUGAAGUGCUACAAGGCUUGCAGUAUCUCAAUGAGCAUGGAAUAGUCCACCGAGCUCUCUCACCUAGUAAUAUCCUCAUGGACGGAGAGGGGCAUACUAAAUUGUCAAAAUUUGGCCUUUAUCAUAUGACUGGUUAUGGUGCGGAUGUUGACUUUCCUAUAGGGUACCCAUCAUAUCUGGCGCCUGAAGUAAUUGCACAAGGAAUUAUUAAAUGCACUAAUUACAUACAGUGUGAAAAUUACCUGCCUUCUGGCCCUAAAUCAGAUGUGUGGUCUCUUGGUAUUAUAUUAUUUGAACUUUGUAUGGGCAGAAAGCUGUUUCAGAGUUUGGAUAUAGCUGAGAGAUUAAAACUGAUGCUUAAUCUUGGAUGUGUUGAUGAUAUCGUAACAGUGAUAGCUGAGGAACAUGGAUGCUUGGACAUUCUGGAGGAAGUUCCUGAAAAUAUUUUAACUCUGCUUCAGAAGUGUCUUACAUUCCUCCCUUCCAAACGGCCUACUCCUGGAAAACUAUUGAAAGAUCCAAUGUUCCGUGAAAUUUCACUUUUAUAUCCAACCUUCGAAAAACCUGCCAGUUUUUUCUCACCUAAUCUAAGAUGUGCUAAUUUAUCUCUUCCUGAGGAUAUUAAUCAGCUAUUUGAAGAUGAAAGUUCUGAUUACCUAGCAGAAAGGACAAUUGACGAAGUGUAUUAUCUCUGGUGCUUGGCUGGAGGUGACUUGGAGAAAGAUCUUGCCAACAAGGAUAUCAUCCAUUCCAAGCCUCCCAUCUGUACACUUCCUGUUUUUUUGUUUGAAGAUGGGGAGAGCGUUGGACAAGGGCGUGACAGAAGUUUCCUUUUGAAUGAUGUAACUGUGACACUAUCGCUGGGUCAGCUCAGGAAUAGAUUAACAGAUGUGGAUGGAGAAACAUUUUAUCCAUUGCUUGAAGAUGACCAAUCAAACAUACCCAAUUCAAAUAGUAACAAUGAAUUAUCUGCUGCUGCCAAACUUCCUCUUAUUAUUCGAGAGCGGGAUACUGAAUAUCAGCUAAACAGAAUUGUCCUAUUUGACAGACUACUGAAGGCCUAUCCUUUUAAGAAAAAUCAAAUUUGGAAAGAAGCCAGAAUUGACAUUCCACCUCCAAUUAGAGGUUUAACCUGGGCAGCGUUACUUGGAGUAGAGGGAGAUAUUCAAGCAAAAUAUGAUUCUAUUGAUAAGGACACUCCUAUUCCAACAGACAGACAGAUUGAAGUUGACAUCCCUCGCUGUCAUCAGUAUGAUGAACUGCUGUCAUCGCCAGAAGGCCAUGCAAAAUUUAAGCGGGUUUUGAAGGCCUGGGUAGUUUCUCAUCCUGAUCUUGUAUACUGGCAAGGUCUUGAUUCCCUUUGUGCACCUUUCCUGUAUCUGAAUUUCAACAAUGAAGCUUUGGCCUAUUCCUGCAUGUCUGCUUUUAUACCAAAAUACCUCUACAAUUUCUUUUUAAAGGAUAAUUCUCAUGUUAUUCAAGAAUAUCUUACGGUGUUCUCCCAGAUGAUUGCAUUCCACGAUCCUGAACUGAGUAACCAUCUCAAUGAAAUAGGUUUCAUCCCAGAUCUAUAUGCUAUUCCUUGGUUUCUUACAAUGUUUACCCAUGUCUUUCCUUUGCACAAAAUCUUUCACCUGUGGGAUACAUUACUACUGGGAAAUUCUUCCUUCCCAUUCUGCAUUGGAGUGGCCAUCCUACAGCAGCUGAGGGAUCGCCUUCUCUCCAAUGGAUUCAAUGAGUGCAUUUUGCUGUUUUCUGAUUUACCAGAAAUUGACAUUGAACGGUGUGUCCAUGAAUCAAUUAACCUUUUCUGCUGGACGCCCAAGAGUGCUACAUACAGACAAUAUGCUCAGCCUCCCAAACAAACCAAUGAAGGCAACUCUACAAAAAGUCUAACAUAUUGUUAUUCAUCAAGCUAUCAGGAUGGAUUCAAGAAUGCCCUGUCUAGGGAUUCUAUCAAAUUAAAUGAUCUGAAAUCUGAAGUUUCACCACGGAUCUCGGCUGAAGAUUUGAUUGACCUCUGUGACCUGACAGGACCUGGCCAUUCUAAAACACCAACAAAGAAGACAAAGUCUAGCAAACCAAAGUUGCUUAUUGUUGACAUUCGGAACAGUGAGGAUUUUAACCGUGGGCAUAUACCAGGAAGUAUCAAUAUCCCAUUUGGGUCAGCAUUCACUGCUGAAGGAGAAUUCAUCCAGUGCCCUGCUACUUUCACACUUCAGAGCUUUAAAGGGAGAGUUGUGGUGAUAGUAGGACUUGUGUCAAAGAAUGCAGCGCAGUUCGCAGCUCAUCUGGUGAAAAUAAAAUAUCCAAGAAUUUGCAUUCUGGAUGGUGGUAUAAACAAAAUGAAGAUAACGGGUCUUCUAACAGUUCCUUCUCCACAAAUAUGACCAGCUUGAAGUGUCUCCUAGAUAUAUGAAAAACUCUUCUGAGUACAGCAAUAUUUUAAUUCUGUUCAUGCUUCAAUAUUGUGUCUGUGACUGUGUUUUUUCAGUGUUUUUUUUUCAAUUUAGCAUUCUUUAUAGAAUUUUACUAUGACUGGGAGAAGCUAUAAAACAUUAAAAUGUAAUUCUAAAAAAGUCGUCACUUGAGCUUUGUCCAUCCAGGAAGAGAAAAAACAAAGCAAUUGAAUAUAUAAAGCCUAGUAACUUAAAUCAUGAAUUUCAAAUUAUAUGGAUAAAUAAUAUCCUUUGAGUGACUGAUACAUUUAAGAUAAAUUAUUUCAGUUCAAGAAUUACUUAUUUGACUUACUAGUUUUUCUGGCCCAUGGAAUGUUUGUGUUCCCUGAAUCCUCAUCACUGCAAAAAAUAGAAAUUGACCUGAUAAUUUUCUCACUAAGUGACUGCAUUUAAAAAGUGUUUAACCAUUUUAAAUUGUAUUUUUCAUUUAUUUUAUGAAAAGUAUAAAGAAUCAAUGUUCAAGUGCUUAGUAAUAAUUAGAUUGGAAUGCCUUUACAAUCCAGAACAAUGUCAGAUUUGAAAAAUCUAAAUGACAGUUUAAAAAAUAAUUAGGUUUUUUUUUUCAUGUGCAACUUUUCAUUUUAUUAAUUUGGGACACUUACGUAAGCAUACCAUUGGAUGUGGUGAACAUUAUUUCCCAUGCACAAAUUACUUAUGUUUAAAUAUUUCCUGAAAAAUUAAGAUUAAAAUAAAAUGCCAAAUAUUUAUCAUAAA